AUGGAUGAAAAGUAUAUGGAAGAUUUGGUCUUGAAAAUUCCAAAUUCUGAAAAUAAUCCAUUAACCUUUGGUACCCUUUUUGACUGCCGUCAAUUCAAAACAUCAAGUUCUAAUUUAUUUACAACAAUGCUUACAAAAAAAGAGUAUUUUAAUAUUUGCCCAUUGAAAAACAAAGAUUACCGUUUAGUUUAUGUUAAGAAUAUAAAAGAUAAACUAAAAAUAUUAAAAAUAGACGGUUCAGUGUCAGUAGAGGUAUUAUCAGGUAUUAUUAAUAUAGAAGGACGUGGCCAUUACAAUAAUACAUUUUCUAAAAACGUGGGUGAAGAACAACUUAUAUGCCAAUAUUGUCAGGAUGAUUAUUAUGUUGAAUUGCUUCCUAAAGCAAGUGGAUUAAUAGACAACACUAUUAAAGAACAGCUCAUCAACAAAACUAUUACAGCGACCCAUAUUGUAUCUGGCAUAACAUUUGGAGCAGAAGUGAACGCUGAGAUAAGAAUCAAACAAAAUGAUACUUGCCAAAAUGCAUCUUUUAGAGAUUACUUGAUUGGAAGUAUUCAUUUUGGUAAAGUGGAUGCAUCAUUGAAAACUAAACUGGAGAAGCUAGACACGGAAAUGACUAGCAACUAUGAGAUGCAAAUAUCUGUGAAUUCGAGACCACCAAUUCAGCAAGAAAAGCCUGCAUCUAUAAAACAAAUGUUCGAAUUGAUUGAGAGUGUAGACACAAGUAUUCAAAAAGAUCCAGAUUACAAAUUUAUUAAUAUUACAGGUGUGUCUAUUCAGUUCACACUUGUACCAAUUUAUAGGUUUCUUAAAUUCGAAGGUGAAAAAUUUUAUAAGCAGUUGCAAGACAAUGCUUUAGAAAACUUCCUCAUCAAACUGAAGAAGUACCAAUCAUCCGAAUAUAUUAAAAACCAUGUACUAAAAAAGGAACCUCGCUUGCAAUUUAUUUUAUCCGAUAAUCAAUCCAAAUUAUCAAAAGAUAUUUUGGAAUUUCAAAAGGAAUUAAGAAAGAAAACCGAAGAAGAUUUUAAAUCAGUGUGUGACGCUUUAAGAAAAUACAAAAUUGCGCAAUGCACCUAUAAAGAGCUCUUUCAAAAAAAGCAGGAUUAUGAUAAAAGUGAUUUCAGUACAGAAAAAGUACGCGACAAGAUUAAAUCAUUUGUAUCAUACGGAAGACAAGAACUCAGUAUUGUAUGUGAAAAAGAUGCGACUAUCAACAUUAAAUAUUUUACAAAUCUUGAUAAACUAGAAGAAUGGUUUAAUUCCAGAUUAAGUGUCAAAGUACUAUUGCGGACUAGUUUAAGUGAUUCCUCAAAUAGUACGAUACAUCAUCUUAUUGAAAUCGCCGAUGCUUUACAAAAACAAAAUAUUGAAGUUGGAAUAGCUUUUCCAAGUGUUUUGAAUGAUUUUUCCCUAGAGAUUAAAGAUUAUGAUGACUCUAAAAUUUAUAGAGGGACGAAGGAGAUACUUCAAGUUCUUGAAAUUCUGAAUGCUGCCAUAGGAGUAGGAAAUCCCAUCAAAAGCCGUUUUUACAUGCUAUACGCAUUAUGUUUUAAAAUUCAAUUUCCUAUUCAAGACUUUACUUCUUUAAAUAAAUUAAUAUCUUUGGUAAAAAUUAAUUUUAAUGGUUAUAUUGCUCAUAAUUACAUAGAUUCGCUUCAAAAAAUCAGAGACUCUAAAGAUGGUGAUUUUAAAUUUUUUGUCCCAUUGGAUGCAACAGAUACAGCAUUUGAUGCUAUUUGUGAAAUAAAAAAUAUUUCAUCAAAAGAUUGUUUUUCAGAUGUUGAAUGGAUAUUUGGUGUGUCAGGGAUACCAUUUUCCAAUGCAGCACCGUUAAUACUCAUCUUUAAUGGUGGAAAGAUCAAGGCUGUAUGCCUAAACAAGUUGGAUAUAUUAAUUCUCUUGCAGAUUUUUGAAAAUAAGAAUUUUUCAGUACUGUCCUGCAGUUUUCUAAGUCAUUCAUUUUAUCCUGAUCGAUCUAAAUUUUCUUUGGAAUUUAUAAAAACUGUUGAUCCAACAAAUAUCGAUAUGCAGAAUUUAGAUUCAGUAAACCUGGAAAUACCAUUCAACCAAGAGCCACAUAAAACUCUAAGUGACGUGUUAAGUAUUGUUCGCAGUGCGUCUUUUGGAAAUGAUUGGGAUGUGAUAUCAUCAAUUGCACACUUAGCCACUAAAAACGAUAAUGAAUUAAAAAAUCUUCUUACAAGACAUGGGUGGUGUACUACAGACUCCAAAUUUAAAAAAAUACCUGAGGAUUUGGAAAAACUUAACAGCCAACUGAAGUCUUUAUUUAAAUCACGAGAUUCAUUUUUUAAAAAAAUCGAUAAUGCUAAGGAUGCCGUGAAGUAUACUCGUGAAGCAAAUGACAGAAUUUCUCUACGAAAUCUUAAUCAGGCCAUUGAUUCAAUUUGUAACGACAAACAUUGUAAGUGCGAAUUUAGAGAUAAGUUAGAGAAUCUAAAAGAAAAUGACAUCGAAAAUCGAUGCAAUGGAUAUGAAAAAAUUUUUGAACAAUACUCACCAUUUCAUAUUACAAAUUUGAUUUCUUUAUUGGAACCAAUGGCUCGGCCAUCCAAGAAAGAGUCUCCUGACAUUUUCAAGGGAAUUUCCAACUAUAUUGACAGACUACCAUAUAAUAUUGAACCAUAUAAAAGCCAUUGGGUUGAUAUUAAAACAUUGAUGGACAGAAAACAUUUAAUAGAUCUGACCUCGUUACUUGCAAAGUUGCAUAAUGAUCCACAAUUAUGCAAGCUGCACGAGCAAUUGAAUAAAAUAAGUAGCAUCGACAAUCAAAAUGACAUUAAAAAUUUGUUUGAAUUAUUAUCAGAAAUGAGACUUACAGAGGAGCAUAAAAAAUAUAUUUGGGGAAAUUCUAGAUUUUUAUAUUUGGUCACUUCUAAUACGCCAUUGGCUAUUUCAACAUUAUUCAAAUCAAAUGAUACUAAAGAAUUUCCUACUAUAUAA
Molecule: messenger RNA, 2964 nt
Organism: Racocetra fulgida
Lineage: Eukaryota; Fungi; Glomeromycota; Glomeromycetes; Diversisporales; Gigasporaceae
Source: the annotation of a GenBank genome assembly